This is a messenger RNA of Linum trigynum, 1563 nucleotides long. The record is from the annotation of a GenBank genome assembly. Lineage: Eukaryota; Viridiplantae; Streptophyta; Magnoliopsida; Malpighiales; Linaceae.
GUAUGGGUACAAACACAUCAAACUCUACCCAUAUCCAUCUAUUUGGAUUUCAUACCCAACCCAAUUGGGUUGGAUAGUAAGAAACCCAUGGGUAUGGGCAAAGUUGCCAUCCCUACUCUGGACGAUCACUGAUGGAGGGGGUUGGAACAAACCUUUAUUCUCUUCUCUUUUUCCCUCUUCCACUGUGCAGCUCAUCAUGAGUGUCCCCCUACCCCGCCACUUAACAAUAGACAGGCUGAUUUGGCACUACUCGUCCUCAGGAGAGUAUACGGUUAAGUCAGGUUAUCAGGUUCUCACUAAUGAAUUGAAUGCUCUUCACCCUCCCCCUGUGCUGCCAUAUGAUUGUAGGUUUUGGAAGCUGUUAUGGAGCUUGUCGUUGCCUCCGAAGCUCCGCAACUUCACGUGGCGGAUGGCUCAUGGAUUUCUACCCAUUCUCUCCGUUCUCCUUCACAAGACAGUGGUAACCUUAGCAACCUGUCCGGUCUGCUCGGACUGUGUGGAGUCAUUCGGACAUUGCUUCUUUCAAUGCCGGAUUGCGCGUGCUGUUUGGGUUUUGGCAGGAUUUGAGCACAUUCGUCUUCACCUGGAGGCUUUGGAUUGGGAUAUCUCAUGGAAGCAAUUAUUUUUCCCCUUGCAGUUAUCUAAAGUGCAGAUAGCUGAAAUUAUAUUUCUCUUUUGGAGGAUCUGGAAGGGUCGAUGCUGGGCGGUUCAUGGGGGAAUCCAAUAUUUACCUCCUUCAUUUGUCCGUCAGUUUGCGGCUCAAAGAGAUGAAUGGCUCGUAGCUUCCCAGGACCAGUCGUCGGAGGGAGUUGCUGGUUUGCGAGGCCUGCCCCGGGCUGCUGCACUGCCUCUCUCGGGCAUUUUGUUCUCUCAAGCUCCGGGUGGGUGCGGGCUCUAUCUCUUCGGCAAUAACGGUGGGCUUCCAUGGAUCCUCUCGGCGAGGUAGAGGUGCGGGCACAGGGUUCGUUGGGUUGGAUUCGACUAACCAAGUUAUGUGUGUUAUGGAUAAGUACUACGAAGGCAUUACUGAUUCUCUCCUUGCAGAUUUGUUAGCCUUUCGUGACGCUUUGGAUUGGUGUCUGACGCAUGGUUUUUUUACUCUCAAAUUUCAUGGUCAUUCGCAUAUGGUGGUUCGAUUUCUCUUGGCGGGAGACUCUCUUCAUGCUACGGCUGGGGCAAUCCUCGCUGAUAUUCGUCAGUUAACAAGGAGGCUCGAGUUUCGUUCUUGCUCCCUUGUUACUCGUCGAGUUAAUAGAGCGGCCCAUUUUGUGCCCCAAAACGCUCUCUCAUCAAAAUUCGGCGAUUAGUCGACUUCCGCCCCUGGAUUUGUUAUGUACUUUGACUAUGUUCCGGACUUCUGUCCGGUUUUGACUAUAUUAAAAAUAAAAAGGAAAACAUGUUGAGAAUAAUAAUAGGAAAAAAAUAGUUUAUAGGAAAUAAUUAAAAUAUGUUGACUUAUUCUUAGCCUGAUAAAACCCUAACUAGAUAUGGCAUUUAGCUUAAGAUAUUGGAUCCUAAAAUCUGCUUGCACGUUCUACCUCUCAAGAAAAUAGAAAAAUCUUG